This is a messenger RNA of Coccidioides immitis RS, 1932 nucleotides long. RefSeq lists its product as uncharacterized. Bases 1 to 1932 code for a protein of 643 amino acids. The record is from RefSeq and is a predicted model, not a curated record. The transcript has 2 exons. NCBI's taxonomy places the organism in Eukaryota, Fungi, Ascomycota, Eurotiomycetes, Onygenales, Onygenaceae.
AUGGCCAGUUCACGAUACCCUACGAUGCCGGUCGAACCUAGGACCGUCAUCGAUCCCAAAGCAUCCACUGGAAAUGUUGCUUAUAUGAUGGAGGCAAAUCUCCAAGAAAUCCGGCCGAGACCCCGUCAGGAUGGCACCUUUAGCCCAUCCCAUCGCGGGCAGUACGACCCAAGAAGGCCACUUGAGAACUAUUCACUCGAUCCUCAGCCGAAAUUCUACCGCUAUCCCGGACAUGGUGCUGCAGCAACAUCGAAUUACACCAUCCGCCCACGAAGCAACACCACUCAAGAGACCAGGCGGCCACUGAGCCUGAUCAUACCUUCAUCCACAUCUCGCCCCAGUGGCGCGUCGGAUUACGAACGACCGUACGCUCCCAGGUAUCCGGGCUAUUACACGAACGAUGACUCUGAUCGUUUCCUCUCGCCGGCGUCGUCGCGACCCAGACGACGCACCUUUAGUCCCAGCAUAAGGGCUGGUCGUUUGGUUCCGGUAAACAAAGAACGUUCACCCCACGGUGAACGUGGUGGAUAUAUGACGACCGGAGGCCGUUCACGCAGGGUGUACCCCUUGUCCUCAUCCGGGCCCCGUCCCCAGGAUAUCGACAUCAAUGACGCCUAUUCAUAUACAAACCUAAAGGAGGAAUUCCUUGGAGAUACUUCAAAACACGCACGUCAUCCCGAUACCCGUUCCCAAAAGCCACGGCCUGUCAGUCUAACCGGGUUGGAAGAAUACGUACCCCAAGCCUGGCGUGAGUACAGACAUGAGAUUCGACCAUCGGCCUCAAAAGGUCAAGAUAAGCUUCGGAGGGAUGAUGAUCCUAAGGACCGCAACAAUGCUAGCGGGAACGAAGCGUCCCGUGCACCUGAGAGCCAUCGACGCCAUACAUCGAAGCGCACUCCUGUAUCUCUUCACCAAGAACGAGACAGGCCCUCAUAUCGAGAUAGCCAGGAUAGCUCGAGAGAUGAGCAAAAAUAUCGAAGUUACCCAGAUGACGACGAUGUUUUCACGAUUCCGCACAUCCGUCACCCCAGUCCGCGUGGUCCCAGACGUGAUUCGUUCGGCCAUCGGAUCGUAAAUGAUCAGAAAGUCGGCCGAAGCGAUUCGGAAUCUUCGCAUAUGUUGCAUGGUGGACUCGCCACCGCCGGGCUUGCCAGCGGCUACUCGCUGGAACAGCCUGACAGAGGAGCUGAUCGGGAAGCCGAUCCACGGAGGAGCCAUCGAAAAGCCCGGGAACGAAGGUCACCAGUAUACGACACAGGGAGCGAGACCGACGAAUCUGAGUCAGAUGAGAGCACAAGACCGCGCCAUUUUAGAGCCUCUCUGCGCCCGAAAGAAUCCCUUGCAAACGCAAAAUCUACAGCUCGACGUGAUCCCCGCCCUAGUGAAAGAGGCAAGGAGGAUGCCGAAAAUCAAAAGCAAAAAUCUCUAAUUUCGUCCCAAAAGGGAUCCCCUGACCUGAACCAGAAGAACGAUUCAGGGACUCCGGCUCCCAAGGGGAUUCUCAAACAACCGACAGAGAAAUUCCCUGAAGAUAACAACACGGUCCGAGAAGGCGUGGCCCCUUUGAAAGAUUCCAAUAAGAAAGGUAUCCCUCCUGGGGCGCGUUGGACAAAAAUAUCCAGGGAAUACGUCAGCCCAGCCGCUCUGGUGGGCAAGGAACGAUUCGAAGUACGACCAGGCUUUGUGAUAGUCUUGAGAGUCUUGACAAGAGCCGAGAUACAGGAAUACGCAAACAGGUCCGUAGAAAUCCGGACGGAAAAUUACCGGAGACAUCAGAGAGAAAAAGAUACGAAUGAUAGCCGGCGUUACAGUCGUAAUAGGGAUAGCACGGAUAGCGACGAUGAGGGCGAGGACGAGCGGGACGACAGGAGCCGCAGAAAACCCGCUGGUUCUCCCGACUCGAGGCGACAAAACACCAGCUUGCAUUCCUAA